Molecule: messenger RNA, 2508 nt
Organism: Aegilops tauschii subsp. strangulata
Lineage: Eukaryota; Viridiplantae; Streptophyta; Magnoliopsida; Poales; Poaceae
Product: disease resistance protein RGA2
Molecular function (GO): ADP binding
Source: RefSeq, a predicted model, not a curated record
UCUCCGGGUUUGCAAAGUCAUCGCAGGGUCACUUUCAUGCUUAGAAAUGUUUGCCAGGCAGGAAAGGGAUGUACAGCCAAGUCUUUGUUUCGCACCAGCUCUUUGUUUUUUCUGCUCCUUCUAUACUAAUACUACUAGAGGUCACUAGAUGGCCAUUUCCAAAUUUCUUCCAAGCAAGAAAAGAUAGGGCACAAACUUCUGCACACAUGUCUCUUUCGGUUUAUACAACCUCAUAUUCAACUCUUUCAUAAAAGAAAAUAAUAACACGGCUUCAAUUGGAGAAGUAAGAUGAAGACUCACAGUGUCCUUGGGCGAGUCCUCUGAGAAGUUUCAGAUAUAUAUAGCUUCACCCAGCUUUAGCAAUUGAUCCAUUGCAGUCCUGUAUUCCUCAAGAGGCGCAAAGGCCAGGGGGUUCUCAAACACAAAUACAUGGAGGUAAUAUUUUCUGCUGCCAUUGGUGAGCUUGCCAGUAGAUCCAUAUCUUUCCUGCUGGACGGAUACUUGAAGCAGCGGACGGCUGCGACAACUGAGGAGGAGAGGCUGCACAGCCUGCAACGGCUCCUACUGCGGCUUCAUGUCGUCGUCGAGGAGGCAGAUCACCGGCUCAUCACAAACCAGGCCAUGCUGCGGCAACUCAGCAUACUGAAAAAGGAGAUGUACAGAGGAUAUUACACCCUCGACGUCUUCAGUUGCCGAGCUCAUGGAGAAGGAAAGACAAAAGAUCAUGAAGUCAACUACUCUUUUGCCCCAUCUAUGUUCAACCCUGCAAAGCGUGUAUGUUUCUGCAGAGGCAACAGUGAAGGUGCAACACAAGCUGAGCUGCUGGAGCAAGUUCUUGGCAGCAUAAGGAACACCAUUGAAGAUGUGGGUGAGUUCAUCAUGUUUCUAAACAGAUGUCCACGUUUGACCCGCCAACCCUACAGCAUGUAUAUUCUGCUGAACAAGUGCAUGUUCGGACGCCAAAUGGAGAUGGAACAUAUUAUUAACUUCCUGUUGCAGGCGGAGACUGCUCCCGGUGCCGCUGGUAAUCCGGCUGUCCUGCCGCUCAUCGGUCCCGGAAAAGUUGGAAAGAGCACCCUGAUCGAGCAUGUGUGCGAUGAUGAAAGGGUGCGCAACCACUUCUUUCAGAUUUUGUGUUUCAGUGGAGAUGAUCUAAAAGAUGCAAGUGUAGAGACCCUAAAAGAUGGAGGUAGAAUCAAGCAUCAAAACCGUGGCAUGGGCGGUGGAAGGACAUUGAUCAUCAUUGAGCUAUUUCUGGAUAUCGACAAGUCUGAAUGGAAAAGGUUGUAUUCAGCUGCGAGAAGUUGCAUCGGAAAGGGCAGUAAGAUCAUAAUCAUGAGCCGGUCCGACAAGAUUGCAAACUUUGGAACCACAGUACCCCUCAGAUUACAGUUCUUUACUCAAGAAGCAUACUGGUACUUCUUCAAGGUGCAUGCUUUUGGGAGCACAAGCGCCGAGGACCACCCGAAGCUCGCAGCAAUGGCCAUGGAGAUGGCCAGGCUGAUGAAUGGGUGCUUCAUGGCUGCAACCAUUUUCAGUGGACUACUGAAAGCAAAUUUUAACCCCCGUUUCUGGAGCAUGGCUCUUGCAUUCCUCAGGAAUAUGAUACAGACAAAUUUUUCGCUGUAUGGUGAACAUUUCACUGAUCCUUGGCAGAUGGCAGAGCCGGUAUAUCUUAGGAGAGCAAAGGGAACUUCCUCUGAAUGCUUGGUGAUGUUUGGUGAGACAUGUUCUGCUGAAACCGGACCUGAAGAUCCUGAGAUGAUGAGCAUGCAAGAUCUUCUAUUUGGAAGUGUCAGGCCUCGUGGGAAAUUCAAGGUCCAUGCAUGGACAUCUCACCUGCCGCCUCACUACAACUACAUUGUUCACUGUGAGAUACGGAGGCCACAUCGCAUGGUUAUAAAGACCGACCGCUUUUAGAAUAGUAGCUGCUGAUCAAUUGUCUAAUAUUUCAUCAACCGAUGAUUUGAAUUGCACUCAUCCAACGCUCGAAGCUCAUGCAUGGUUUAUGAUAGAGCUGUUACUGUUUUCCUUACUGAAUACCAUAUUUUCUCUUCUUUUAUCUUGUGUGCUGACUAGUGAGAAGCCGUACAGGUUUCUUUCACCAUUUAGACUCCACCCCAGCAUCAACAGAUCUUGUUAUGAUUAUUCUUCUUAUUGAAAGUAUUUAUCUAGUACGUGUUGCUGUGUAAGUAGUUAUAGUAAAACUACUCCUGUAUUAGUCAGUUUGUUUGCUGGUCUAAGAAAAGAGUCCCACAGUUUGUUGGUCUUAGGUCUUUGGCAGGCUGUGAAUACCUUUAUCUGUCAAAAGAGCAGAAAGAAAAUUCCUUGUUCUGGGUGUCUGGCUAUCAAAGCAGGCUGUGCCCAUAAGGUCGUAACUUCGGUCAUGAUCGCUUCGGUUUGCAAGUCAUUGCAGGGUCAGUUUCAUGCUUAGAAAUGUUUGCCAUGCAGGAAAGGGAUAUGCACUCUCCGACGUUAGGUUCAGUAGGAAAGAAGUCUUCAUGGGAU